CGAACCACCAUCACACUUACACUAUGCCGUCUGGCCGCGACCGCUACAGAGACCUUUCGCGCUCUCGUUCACCCGCAAGGGAUCAUGACCAGGACCGUAGCAGGGAUAGUCGAAGUCGUCGCAAGCGCGACUCCCGUUCUCGCUCGCCGGACACAACACGUCUUCCACCUGGUGUUGACCCUAUCUCGGAGUCGGACUACUUCCUGAAGAACACGGAGUUCAGAGCGUGGCUCAAAGACGAAAAGGACAGGUAUUUCGAUGAGCUCUCGGGUGAAAAGGCUAGGAGCUAUUUCCGGAAAUUUGUGAAGGCUUGGAACAAGGGCAAACUACCAGAUUCCUUGUACGACGGCUCAACCACCGACGCGCCAUUCUCGGCCAACCAAACCGCAUCCAAGUGGUCCUUCACCUCCAAGACCUCAUCAGCCGAUGCUUCCGCCCUCCGCGCCAUCCACGAUGAAGUUAACACAGCCACUCACGGCUCGCGGUCUUCCCGCACCGGUGCAUUCGGUUCAGCAUCAGCGGCCGGCAGCGGCCGGCGGCAGGGCCCCACCCUGCCGUCUGCGGAGGACGCGAUCCUCGCGCGCGAAGCCGCGGUGGAGGAUGCGGCCGCUGAGAGGGACUACAAGCGCAAGCGCGACAAGAAAGCAGCGAAGGACCGCGUUGAGGAUGCAAUUGGGCCUAAGGAGGUUGGGCGCGAGGGCAUGCUAGAGAAGAAGCGCGCGCAGAGGGACAACGACCGUGCGUUCCGGGAGAAGGGAGACGAGGGCCUCGAGCUUGAUGAGGGCACGCUUAUGGGAGGUGGGGAUAGCUUCAGGGAUCAGAUUGCUCGCCGUGACGCUGCUCGGAAACGGUUCGAGGACAAGAAAGUGGGUGAUAGGGCUGUUGCUGGUGAGCGCAGCGAGGCUUUGCGCCAGAAGGAAAAGGCAACGAUGGAUAUGUUCCAGCAGCUUGCGAAGCAGCGUUUCGGGUAAACAUUAUUGCAACGUAUGUUAAGCAUGACUAUGAUGUGGUCAAUGUAUAUGCACCUUUCUAACAACUCUUGCC
Molecule: messenger RNA, 1044 nt
Organism: Coniophora puteana RWD-64-598 SS2
Lineage: Eukaryota; Fungi; Basidiomycota; Agaricomycetes; Boletales; Coniophoraceae
Exons: 6
Coding region: 24-971 (315 amino acids)
Source: RefSeq, a predicted model, not a curated record